This is a messenger RNA of Drosophila gunungcola (fruit fly), 1325 nucleotides long. RefSeq names its product mitochondrial magnesium exporter 1 (gene MME1). The transcript has 4 exons. Gene Ontology annotation, biological process: mitochondrial transport; carnitine transmembrane transport. The coding region runs from base 275 to 1174 and encodes 299 amino acids. NCBI's taxonomy places the organism in Eukaryota, Metazoa, Arthropoda, Insecta, Diptera, Drosophilidae. The record is from RefSeq and is a predicted model, not a curated record. Gene Ontology annotation, cellular component: mitochondrial envelope. Gene Ontology annotation, molecular function: O-acyl-L-carnitine transmembrane transporter activity.
ACGUUAGUAUCGAUGAUGGUCCACCUCUAAAAGGUAAAAUCAAAUGUAAUGUUUUCGGAAAGAUAAGAGCGGCGCCAAUUGAUCAUGGAAGUAGCACCCACGCACAAUUCGGAAACACACAGCAUUACCAUAGGUCAGCAACCUCGCGAAAAGCAGAUAACGAUAACCAAUCGGUAGCGCUCUUGUAAGCCCCCAAUCUUCGAACACGUGCGCCCCUUUGAGAGGCUGACGGAAUUCCCCCUGUGGUUUACGUAAAUAGAAAAAAAGUGCCGCCAUGACGGACGUGGAGAUCGCCGCGGCAAAGAAGUCCAAUCCCGUAAAGUCCUUCAUUGCGGGCGGCGUGGGUGGCAUGUGCAAUGUGGUCGUCGGCCAUCCGCUGGACACCAUUAAGGUGCGCCUCCAAACCAUGCCCACGCCCUUGCCGGGGCAACCGCCCCGUUACAAGGGCGUCGUGGACUGUGCCGCCCGCAUUCUACGCCAGGAGGGAUUUCGAGGGUUCUACAGAGGGAUUUCGGCUCCCCUGGUCGGCGUCACACCCCUCUAUGCCGUGGACUUUGCGGUCUAUGCUGCGGGCAAGCGGUUGUUCCAAACAGACGAGCACCUGCGGCUCACCUACCCACAGAUUUUUGUGGCCGGAGCGCUGGCGGGAGUCUGCUCAGCCCUCGUCACAGUGCCCACUGACCGCAUAAAGGUCCUGCUGCAGACACAGGCCGUCACCAGCGGACCCCUGCUGUACAAUGGGACCAUCGACACGGCCGCCAAGCUUUAUAGGCAGGGUGGGAUCAGAAGUCUCUUCAAGGGCACCUGCGCCUGCAUUCUGAGAGACUCGCCCACCGGCUUCUAUUUCGUGACCUACGAGUUCCUUCAGGAAAUGGCCAGGAAGAAGUCCAAGACAGGGAAGAUUAGCACCGCAUCCACGAUUCUGUCCGGCGGAACGGCUGGCAUUGUGUUUUGGACUUUGGCUGUGCCCUUCGAUGUACUUAAAAGCCGUCUCCAGUCAGCACCUGAGGGCACUUACAAGCACGGCAUUCGAAGUGUGUUUAGGGACCUUAUGGCCACAGAAGGCCCCAAAGCUCUGUUUCGCGGCAUUCUCCCUAUUUUACUGCGUGCCUUUCCCUCCACCGCCGCGGUUUUCUUCGGCGUGGAGCUCACCAAUGACUUGUUGAAAGCCUAAUCUUGGGAGUUUGUAUUCAAGAGAGGCUAUUUAGUUAAUUUCAAUAAUUAAAUGUAUUGUUAUCAAAGUUAUUUGAUUGAUUUUAUAUUGACUUUCGGUAUUUAUUAAGAAGACCGUAUAUGGCCCAGUUUAACGUUGUUAUUCGUAGUUC